AUGUCUUUCACUCUCUACGACGCCUCUGUCAGCACUGCCAAGGAUAUCCUUGAGUCUCUCAAGGCCAUCCUCAAGAAGGCUGAAUCUGCUCCCAACGCUGCCAGCCUUCCUGAUGCGCGUAUCCACGAGGACAUGCUGCCCCUGAGCUUCCAGGUUCACUUCGUGAGCGACAUCGCCCAGAAGACUGCUGCCCGUACCUCUGGCACCGAGCCUGAGAAGCUCGAGAACGACCUCAAGACCUUUGACGAUUUCUUCAAGCGCAUUGACGAGGUCCAGGCCAUUCUGUCAAAGACCGACAAGGAGGUCAUCAACAAGCGGGUUGGCGAGACCGUUCCUAUGGGACUGGGACCUGGCAAGAAUGCUGAGAUUGCUAGCCAUGCCUACGUCACUGGCUAUGCUCUCCCCAACCUCUUCUUCCACCUGUCUACCGCCUACAACAUCUUGCGCAAGGAGGGUAUCCCACUGGGAAAGAUGGACUACCUUGUUCCCUUCCUUGGCAAGCACCUCCCUCCUCAGUAA
Messenger RNA from Pochonia chlamydosporia 170, 519 nucleotides. Its product is annotated as helix-turn-helix domain-containing protein. NCBI's taxonomy places the organism in Eukaryota, Fungi, Ascomycota, Sordariomycetes, Hypocreales, Clavicipitaceae. The coding region runs from base 1 to 519 and encodes 172 amino acids. The record is from RefSeq and is a predicted model, not a curated record. The transcript has a single exon.